GCGACAUUUCAACUUCAGCUUCCAAAUAGAACUGUGCAAGAGAAUUUUAGUCUGAUAAGAUUUAGUGAAUAAGUGCAACAAUUUUAUUUAUUUAUAACGUGUGAUAGAAAUUUGCGGAAAUCGUGGAGUUGUUCAGAAUGCAACAUCAUCCCGAACCGUCUUAUAUGCCGGAAGUGCCGUUUCAGCCUUUAUGGGGGCAGGAAGCGCCACCUCCGCCUCCAAUUGUGCCAUAUCAAGAAUUAAUCGCAGGCUUUCCCUGUACCGAUUUAGCUCUUUGGCAACGCUCACAAGUAAGCAAUUUGGUAAGUAAUCACCGAUCCACAAACAGUCGCAGCCAUAAUUCGGAAUCGACCAACGGAAGCCUAACGAAAAAAACACGUCGACGGGUGGCAUCGAUGGCUCAACGACGGGCGGCAAAUAUUCGCGAACGCCGUAGGAUGUUUAAUCUAAAUGAAGCGUUUGACAAAUUGCGACGAAAAGUACCAACAUUUGCUUACGAAAAGAGACUGUCACGCAUCGAAACUUUACGCCUAGCAAUCACAUACAUAGGAUUCAUGACCGAACUUUUGACUGGUGCCCCGAUGUCGACGCACAAACCGCGUUCGAACGAUCUUUAUGCGGGCAUGAAUGGCCACCAUCAUCCCGGCCCGAUCGGUCAUCACCAUCUUCAUCCGUCGGCAUUUCAAAGAGAUUUCGUAUCGCCCUAUAGUCACAGCUUAGGCUAAGUUGUUAAGCUAGCUUUAUAAAUAUAAGUGGAAAAAGAGCGAGGUGAAAAAUAGCUUAAUACUUCUGUUGAUAAAUGUACAUUGUUUUUAUUUUACAUAAGCAAUAAAUGAAGCAAACCAAA
Bactrocera oleae (olive fruit fly) is the source of this 847-nucleotide messenger RNA. It is a transcript of the gene Fer3, whose product is annotated as 48 related 3. Gene Ontology annotation, molecular function: protein dimerization activity; RNA polymerase II transcription regulatory region sequence-specific DNA binding; DNA-binding transcription factor activity, RNA polymerase II-specific. The record is from RefSeq and is a predicted model, not a curated record. Gene Ontology annotation, biological process: developmental process; regulation of transcription by RNA polymerase II. Lineage: Eukaryota; Metazoa; Arthropoda; Insecta; Diptera; Tephritidae.